Messenger RNA from Mangifera indica (mango), 1838 nucleotides. RefSeq names its product probable aminotransferase ACS10. The record is from RefSeq and is a predicted model, not a curated record. Gene Ontology annotation, biological process: biosynthetic process; amino acid metabolic process. The transcript is spliced from 4 exons. Gene Ontology annotation, molecular function: aromatic-amino-acid:2-oxoglutarate transaminase activity; L-aspartate:2-oxoglutarate transaminase activity; pyridoxal phosphate binding. The coding region runs from base 143 to 1807 and encodes 554 amino acids. Lineage: Eukaryota; Viridiplantae; Streptophyta; Magnoliopsida; Sapindales; Anacardiaceae.
AAAAAUUAAAAAAAAAUAAAAUAAAAUUCGAAAAAUGAAAUAAAAACACUUGAAAAAAGCUACACACGCCACUCCUUUUGUAAUCUCCCGCGAUCUUUUUUUCUUUUUCAUUUCCGGCGAGCAUGACUCCACUGCUCUUCGCAUGAUGACCCGACCCCGACCCAGACCUGGUCAAAAGUCCAAUUCAGCUUCUACUACUAGUAGUAGCGGUGGAGGAACCGCCAUGAGAGUGAUUGUACCCUUACAAGGAGUGGUUCAAGGGAGAGGAGGUUUGUUUUUAGGCUCUGUAAUCCCCUGUGCACUCUUCUACUUUCUUCAGCUCUAUCUCAAAAGGUUCCGAAAUGACCCGGGUGACCCCAACGACCCCAGUUCUUCCUCUUCGCCGCCUAGAACGGGUUCUCCAGAUACGUCGCAAUCUAAUUUGGCGGAGCAGUUGACGGAGCUUUCUGGGUUCUCGCGGUCUUUGUCUCGGUCGCUAUUGUCACCGCGAAAUGCUGGGGGACCCGUUUCUGUGUCGACUCGAGUCAGUUCGAUUCUGAAGAGUGCUGAAUCGCCGUAUUACUUGGGCUUAAAGCGGGUUGAGGAUGACACGUAUCAUGAAGUCGGUAAUUCGGGUGGAAUUAUUCAGCUUGGUUUGGCUGAAAACAAGUUGUCAUUAGAUUUGGUUGAGGAUUGGCUUGACCAGAAUGCAAGAGAGGCGUUAGUGGGUGGAGGAGCAAAUUGUGAGCGAUCAAAUAGAAAGGGGAUUGCCAGUUACCAUGCUUUUGAUGGACUGAUGGAGUUGAAAGUGGCUGUUGCUGGGUUUAUGUCCCAAGUCAUGGAAAAAGAAAUUUCCUUCAAUCCUUCACAAAUAGUAUUAACAGCUGGUGCAUCUCCUGCAGUAGAGAUACUCAGCUUCUGCCUUGCAGACAGCGGGAAUGCAUUUCUUGUUCCAACACCUUAUCAUCCUAGUCUUGAUAGGGAUGUAAAAUGGCGAACUGGAGUAGACAUAAUCCCUGUUCCCUGCCGCAGUGCUGACAACUUCAGUGUAAGUAUUACUGCUCUAGAUCGAGCUUUCAACCAGGCUAGGAAGCGUGGUAUCAGAGUUCAUGGUAUUAUAAUAUCAAAUCCUGCAAGUCCUGUUGGCAAUCUAUUUAACCGGGAUACACUUUACAGCCUUCUGGACUUUGCUAGGGAGAAGAAGAUCCAUAUAGUCUCUAACGAAUUGCUAGUUGGGUCCACUUAUGGAAGUGAAGAAUUUGUGAGCAUGGCAGAUAUCAUUGAUGUAGAAGACCUUGACAGGGACAGAGUUCAUAUAGUAUAUGCUCUAUCAGAAGACCUUUCUCUUCCAGGUUUUAGGAUGGGAAUUAUUUACUCCUACAAUGAGAAUGUUCUGUCCGCUACUAGAAAAAUGGCUAGGUUCUCAUCUGUUUCAGCUCCAAUUCAGCAAUUGCUAGUUUCAAUGCUUACCGACACUAAAUUUGUUGACAAGUUCGUCAAGACUAAUAGGGAGAGACUUGGAAGAAUGUAUGUUGAGUUUGCAGGAGGAUUAAAACAGUUGGGCAUUGAGUGCACAAAAAGUAGUGGGGGUUUCUACUGUUGGGCUGACAUGAGUGGAUUAAUCAGCUCUUACAGUGAGAAAGGGGAGCUUGAACUUUGGGAUAAGUUGUUGAAUGUGGCUAAGCUCAAUGUAAUUCCUGGAUCUUCUUGUCACUGUAUUGAACCAGGAUGGUUCUGUUUCUGUCUUACUUUGUUGACUGAAAAAGAUAUCCCUGUAGUUAUGGAACGAAUUCUAAGAAUUUCCAAAACCUGUAAAAUUCAUACUUGAACUGCAAUUGGAUUAUUAUUUCAGUGUUAAA